Salvelinus fontinalis (brook trout) is the source of this 3449-nucleotide messenger RNA. RefSeq names its product pituitary homeobox 2. Gene Ontology annotation, molecular function: DNA-binding transcription factor activity, RNA polymerase II-specific; RNA polymerase II cis-regulatory region sequence-specific DNA binding. The coding region runs from base 399 to 1367 and encodes 322 amino acids. The transcript is spliced from 3 exons. Gene Ontology annotation, cellular component: nucleus. The record is from RefSeq and is a predicted model, not a curated record. Gene Ontology annotation, biological process: anatomical structure morphogenesis; regulation of transcription by RNA polymerase II. NCBI's taxonomy places the organism in Eukaryota, Metazoa, Chordata, Actinopteri, Salmoniformes, Salmonidae.
CAGCCAGGGCGCAGCGAACAGCUGAAAUGAAGAGCGAGCGGCGUAGUGUGUGUAUGCCUCUGGAUCUAAUAUCACCUACCUGUCCUUGUCACUCUGAUUCUCCGCGCAGCAAGCAGUAUCAGCCCGAUUUAUCUAUUUGCCCCUACUUCAAUCAAAACGCUGUGUUUUUUUUUCUGCGACGCGAAAUAUGCUGGGUUUCCUCUAAAUAGAUUUUAAGCAGUUUAAACAAAGGUGUUUUUUUUUUUGGUUUACUUUAAUUUGCGAGGGAGAAGCGUUGCUAUAAAUCUUGACACCAUUGAUUCCCACGUUCUGCUAUCCGUCGGACGUCUCUCUUUUUUUGCUUGCACUGAGAGAACUUAAUCUGCCUCUGACAGUGAGUCGAGCGCUUUCCUAUCCAUAUGAACUCUAUGAAGGAUCCAUUGAAUUUAGACCAUCACCACCACCACCACCACCACCACCAAACCGGGACUAAACUCUCUUCCACGCACCACAAGGCACUAGCAAUGGCCUCUAGUCUGCAGCCGUUGCAGCGGUCUGUGGACUCCAAACACCGGUUAGAGGUACACACAGUAUCGGACACCUCCAGUCCAGAGUCCGUAGAGAAAGACUCAAAGGGCCAGAGCAAAAAUGACGACUCUUCAGAUGACCCUUCUAAAAAGAAGCGACAGAGACGACAGAGGACUCACUUCACAAGCCAGCAGCUUCAGGAACUGGAAGCCACGUUCCAGAGGAAUCGCUAUCCGGACAUGUCUACAAGAGAGGAGAUAGCCGUGUGGACCAACCUCACAGAGGCCCGCGUCAGGGUUUGGUUCAAGAACCGGCGAGCAAAAUGGAGGAAAAGAGAAAGGAAUCAACAAGCUGAGCUAUGCAAGAACGGCUUCGGUCCUCAGUUCAAUGGACUUAUGCAGCCCUACGAUGAUAUGUACCCCAGCUACACGUAUAACAACUGGGCCGCCAAAGGGCUAACGUCGGCCUCCCUGUCUACCAAAAGCUUCCCUUUUUUCAAUUCCAUGAAUGUCAACCCUUUGUCAUCGCAGACGAUGUUCUCCCCGCCGAACUCCAUUUCUUCAAUGAGCAUGACCUCUAGCAUGGUGCCGUCCGCGGUCACUGGCGUGCCCGGUUCAAGCCUUAACAGCCUCAAUAACUUGAACAACCUCAGCAACCCCUCUCUUAAUUCGGGAGUUCCCACGCCAACCUGCCCGUACGCCCCGCCGACCCCCCCUUAUGUGUACAGGGACACUUGCAACUCCAGUCUGGCUAGCCUGAGACUGAAAGCCAAGCAGCACUCGAGUUUUGGAUACACCAGUGUUCAGAAUCCGGCCUCAAAUCUGAGCGCUUGCCAGUACGCCGUGGAUAGACCAGUCUAAUACCUGAGAAUACAUAAACCCCAGUCACAGGAACCAUAGACUACCUUUUUUCUUUUUCAAAAGGGCACUAGAAGACUAAACCACUGAAAUGAGCUAAACCCUGCGAUGGAGCUUUAAACUUAAACGGAAGUUAUUAGGCAUUUUUUGCUAAUGAGUAUUUUGUUCUUCACCCGCGAGUGCAGAAUUUAGGAUAGACCUACUUUAUUUUCGAAGCGUGUUUAUUUGAAAGUUUCGAAUUUUGGACGUUAAUUGACUGAAAGGUUGUAUAUAUAUAUCUAAAUAUCAUUUCCAGUUUAUUGAGGCGAAUGCUCUUGCUCUCUUCUCAAGGUUCAAUUUAACAAAGCAUGUGGAAAACCCUAAAGGAAUAAUGUUUUGCUUGCAAACAAGGGAAUGUACAUACUAAACGCACCAGUUGUGUGUUUCUAACAUAUAAAUUUAUUAAUAAAUGUCUGUGUGAAUAUCGAUUUAGAGUAGCAAUCCUGGGUAUUAAAAGACGCAUCAAAGGUUCCUGCAAAAUGACAUUGGUUUUGCUCUGUGUACACUAUUUGGUAUGGAAUUUUGUUUCGUUUUUUUCAACAUCAAAAAAAUAAACUAAUGUGUUUUAUUUAAUGGAAGUAAAUACAUUGUUCAAAACUUUUGUUGACGAUUUUUGUGCCGAUCCAAGUAUUCGUGUGAGUUUUGUCGAGUCUAUGUGUCUGUUGGGGUUCGAUUAUACGAGCCUACUAACCCGACUAAUCUAUUGCGAAAACAAUGGCCCUCUCCAAUACACAUAUGAGUCAAGAUGCCCCGUCAGAUUAACUGCUGAAUUACAUGUCUGCCUCUUAGCCAAGGCCCCCGAGUGAUCACUGAUGCUUGAAAUAACACUGGAAUCAACAAACAGGAAUUGGAACGAACAACAAAGGCACGAGCUCAUUAACUUCUGACGUAUAUUAAUCAUGAGGGCACGACUCUUGAAAAGAGAUGCUAAAUAUAGCCUAGCACUGGAUGUUUAAGAUGGGUUUCUUGAUCCAUCAUGUGAUUAUAGGCCUACAUAACGUAUUCGUCUAUAUCAAUAAUUGUACAUAAUACAUUACCAAAAUCAAUAAUACCAAUACAGGGUUAGGCUAUUGUAUUUUGACCAGUGCAAUGUUCUACGAAUCUCUCAUAAACACAACGAUAAACUAUUGCAAAACUAUUCUGUAGCCAGUUGAGCAUUGAGAGCUAGGCCUAUGACGUCAUGUUCUAGGCGUAGGCGUUCAUAUGGUUAAUAUGUGCACUUUUGCUAUAGCUUAUCUGUCGGGCAGAUGGACAACAACCUGUCUUUCCAAUUAGAUAACAAUAAUCAUCAUUAUACCAAUAACAACUGGACAACUAUGACUACGACAAUAACAAUGUUAUACCUUGCUGAAAAGUGCAUACAUUUGUUUUUUAUGUGGCCGAGCCGACUACUAUUUUUACAGAUAGCCAACCUUCUUUUAUACAUUGUGUUGACUGACACGUUUGAUCCGCCAUUGUAGAUUUGUCUAGACCGUCCGGUUUAUGAUGUGCUGUGGUCCGUCAUCAAAUGCACCAGCGCGUUUAUAGAAAAUCCGAACCACUCCACCGUACCGAGAAAAUAUCAUUCACAUGUUUGAACAAACAAACAAAGAGAGGAAUAUAUCUAGGGGACGGAGGAGACGUGUGAUUUCAGGACUUCAGGACAGAGCUCAAGCUCAUUUUAGGUGGCAGAUGAAAAAUGGAAAAGUCACCACUGUUGGCCACAUUGACUAAGGAUACAAAUCCCCCUUCAAACUUUCAGCAGAUGUCGAGGGAAAUAGCCUUCCGUUCUAAAUCAAAUGGAAUGUGCAGGGUAGUUUUAUUUUGGCUUGUGGGAUUAUUUCAUAUUUCCAGGUGAGCUAUUGUUACGUUUAUAACUUGUUAUUCAUCAUGCCCAUGCGAUGAAAGUAAAAACAAUGGACCUAAUUUGGAAGGAAAGGUGAUUCAUGUUAUUAUGGAAUCCUAUUUGUGCUGCAGCCACAGCCAAUCAGUAUUUUCAUGGGCCCAUGCUAUGAACGUUAUUCUAGUCAGAAAAAAAUAUUGGCGAAAAUAAAUUAUCUAAAAUGA